Molecule: messenger RNA, 3525 nt
Organism: Lactuca virosa
Lineage: Eukaryota; Viridiplantae; Streptophyta; Magnoliopsida; Asterales; Asteraceae
Source: the annotation of a GenBank genome assembly
AUGACACCUAUGACAAAUGUGUUUACAUUAGAGAGGACCCUGACCGAUAUUACUAAUGCAACUCCUACAAGUGUAUUGGAUUUUGCUCAAAGGAAGUCGAUUAAGAAUAGAAAUGCAUAUCAACGACGCAAGGAACGAAACUCACCGACAACACCUAUUGAAAUUAGUCAUGAGGAUCCAUAUAACUUUGUUUAUAAUGGUAUCCCUAAAGAACAUCGUGUUUUGAAGGUGCAGAAACCAUGUGUUCAUUGUGGAGCAAAACGAUUUCAAUUUGAAUUCCCUACCUUUUGUUGCAUGGAUGGUAAGACAAAGUUAGCACAUUCCUCUAUUCCUGAAGAGCUACUCAAUCUCUUCACAUCCAGAAACGAAUUAGGUAGGACCUUUAGACAAAUGAUACGUUGCUACAACAACAACUUUUCUUUCGCAUUAAUGGGCAUCAAUUAUGAUAAAACAUUGACAAAUAUGACAUCUGGAGUAUACACUUUUUGUGUGAAUGGAGGAGUAUAUCAUAGAAUCGAUCAGUUAACUCCAAGAGAUGGAAUACCUCGGUACUUACAAUUGUAUUUUUACGAUGCUGAUUAUGAGAUGUCACAUAGACUCCAGAGGAAGAAUAUUGAUAAAGAAAUUGCUGAAAAUUUAAUUCGUGUUCUUGCUACAAACCCAUACGUGAAGACAUUUCGAAGACUUGCUGAUCUAGGACCGCUUGACAAUUACAAAGUCACUUUAAAUGCAUCGGUAGAACUUGAUCAAAGGGUAUACAACCGACCAACCACAUCUGAGGUUACUGGUAUUUGGGUUGAAGGUAACGACAACAUAGCCGCAUAUAAACGAAGUAUUAUCGUUUAUGGAAAAUCCGACAAACCGCAAACAAUUCAGUGUUAUUGGGGAUGUUAUGAUCCAUUGUGUUAUCCUUUAUUUUUUCCUAAUGGUGAGUCUGGAUGGCAUUAUAAUAUCCCAAGACAUGGAUUUCCCAUCAAUAAUAUUAUUAAUGACGAUGAAGAAUGCGAGGAGGAUUUAGAAGACUCUAAUACAAAAACAGGGCGGAAUACUGUAAGUAUGCGAGAGUACUAUUGCUAUAAGUUUCAAAUCCAGUCAACUUAUAAUGUAAUUUUGUUGGGAGGGAGAUUACUACAAAAAUUUGUGGUAGAUAUCUACAUCAAGCUUGAGACUUCACGUUUGGAAUUUUUUAGAAAAAAUCUGUCCAAAAUAAGAGCUGAUUUAUACCAAGGUCUUGUGGACUGUGUUAAUGCUGGUGAGGUUCGACCGACUAUGAUAGGGAAACGUGUUGUGUUGCCUGCAAGUUUCAUCGGAGGCCCCCGUGACAUGCGACAACGAUUUCUUGACGCCGUGACUUUAGUUCAAGAUGAUGGGAAGCCUGACAUAUUCCUAACAAUGACAUGCAAUCCAAACUGGCCAGAAAUAAAAAAUGAGUUACUCCCCUGGCAGACAGCUCAAGAUCGACCAGACCUUGUGUCAAGAGUUUUUCGUGCUAAGUUAGAGGAUCUUAAGAAACAACUCUUCAAGAAGCACAUCCUUGGUGUGGUGGGCGCACACGUUUAUGUCAUUGAGUUUCAAAAACGCGGUUUGCCACAUGCACAUUUCCUCUUGAUAAUGAUGCCUCCACACAAGCUUACUAAUGUAGACCAGUAUGACAAAAUAGUAUGUGCUGAAAUUCCAGACCCAAAAAGGCAUCCUAAAAUGCAUGAACUGGUUGUCUCACACAUGAUACAUGGUCCUUGCGGUAGCUUAAAUUCAGAUUGUCCUUAUAUGAAUAAUGCACAAAAGAAAUGUCGUUUUCGAUACCCUCGACAAUUCAACGAAACCACGUUACAAGGAAAGGACUCAUAUCCUGUGUACCGAAGGAGGGAUAAUGGUAUAGAGGUUGACAUACGAGGCCAUAAGAUGGAUAACAGAUGGGUGGUCCCGUAUAACCGAAAGUUGUUAAUGAUGUUUAAUUGUCAUAUGAACGUUGAGGUCUGCUUGAGUAUAACCUCUAUGAAAUAUGUGUUUAAGUAUAUUUACAAAGGUCACGACAAACAAGUUAUCAAUAUUGAUCCGGAUGGACAACCUGUUGUUAUCAAUGAGAUAAAACGGUUUCAAGAUGCACGAUAUGUCUCGCCUCCCGAGGCAAUAUGGAGGAUUUCUAGCUUCCCUCUUUCUCAGAUAUACCCUUGUGUAAUGGCUUUACAGGUGCAUCUCCCAGGUCAGCAGAUGGUUAGGUUGAGUGAGGAUGAUAUGUUGACUGACAGAUUUUCCAAAAAAAAAUUUACGUGGGAUCCGAAUUUACGUCGUUGGAAUCGUCGACAACAAGGACUAAUGCGAGGUCGUUUGGUUUCUGCUAAUCCCCCUGAAGGGGAGCGAUACUACCUUCGACUCCUUUUAUCACAUAUUAGUGGCCCGACAUGUUUUGAAGAUCUCUACACAGUCAACAACAUAAAACACCCAACAUUUCGAAAAGCAGCUCUUGAAAGAGGGUUAAUAGAGUCCGAUGAUGGUUUAUCACAAUGUCUUACAGAGGCAUCUUUCUUUCAAUUUCCCAAUGCUCUUAGAAGGUUGUUUGCAAUGAUUUUGGUUUUUUGCGAGCCAGGAGAUGUUCAUAUGUUAUGGAAUGACCACUACAAUGCACUUUCAGAAGAUAAUAGGCGACAAUACGGAAGUAUCGAGAGAGUCCAGAAUAUGGUCCUCACCGACAUCAUGGUAUUCCUACAAUCUAUGGGUGAUGAUAUUGAUGAUUUUGAUAUUCCAAAGAUAGAUCAAAAUGUCGAUUUAGAAUUUGGAGUUUUUCGUGAGGUACAAGAAGAAUGUUCUAUAGUUAUAGAAUCUGAACAUUUAAUGGCCCGAGAUUUUCUCAAUCCUGAACAGAAAUUUGCAUAUGAUGAGAUCAUGCGGCAUGCCGAUAAUGAUAUUCCAGGAGUGUUCUUCAUAGACGGUCCCGAUGGAACAGAAAAGACAUUUUUGUACAAAGCUUUACUUGCUAAUAUCCGUUCGUGUAGUCAUAUUGCACUCGCCACCGCUUCAUCGGGUGUUGCGGCUAAUAACAUGCCAGGGGGGAGAACAGCUCACUCUCGCUUUAAAAUUCCCAUCAAUCUUGAAAAUAACUCGGUCUGCAGGAUUUCAAGACAAAGUGGCACUGCUCAACUGCUUCGGACUGCAAACGUCAUCAUUUGGGAUGAAGCGUCGAUGGCUAAAAGACAUGCAUUAGAGGCUAUUGACCGUACAAUGAAAGAUAUCACUGGGGUGAUGCUACCAUUUGGUGGAAAGAUAAUGGUUUUAAGAGGUGAUUUUAGACAAGUGUUUCCGGUCGUUAGACGUGGAACACGAGCACAGACAGUUAAUGCUUGCAUACGGAUGUCGCCUCUUUGGUUUUCGAUUGUCAAGUUGCGGUUAACUAUAAAUAUGAGAGCACUAACCGAUCCAUGGUUCUCAGACUUUCUAUUACGUGUCAGUGAUGGAGUUGAAGAAACAGUGCACGAAAGCUUUAUUCGCAUCCCUGAUGAUAUGGAGAAGGAAGAGAUCCAUUGGUAA